Messenger RNA from Chinchilla lanigera (long-tailed chinchilla), 4767 nucleotides. RefSeq names its product dynactin 1 (gene Dctn1). The transcript has 26 exons. The record is from RefSeq and is a predicted model, not a curated record. The coding region runs from base 884 to 4423 and encodes 1179 amino acids. NCBI's taxonomy places the organism in Eukaryota, Metazoa, Chordata, Mammalia, Rodentia, Chinchillidae. Gene Ontology annotation, biological process: nuclear migration; establishment of mitotic spindle orientation. Gene Ontology annotation, cellular component: spindle pole; microtubule associated complex; kinetochore.
GAGGAGUGUGAGGAUGGAGGGAGGGGGCAGGGAGAGGUGUGUAUCACCACUGUGCCUCACCCCUGGGAUUUGCUGUGUGCCCUGCCUUUUGGCUCUGAUCGAGUCUGUGUUCCAGGCCUUGUCUCCAGUGGCCUCACAGGCUUGGGCUUCAGGAAUCUCCUACUGCAAACAGGCUUGAGAGGGUUUUCUGUAGUAGAGCCUGAGGAAACAGGCCAGCUGUCUCAGUUCCUCUAACAGGCCUGCCUGCCUCACCCAGCCUUUCUAGAAUGACUCUUGGUUGUUCUCCCAGCAUCCACCACCCUGGGGUUUGUGUCAGGGGGCUUCCAAAGGUAGGAUAGGGACUCUAGAAUGGUUUUUAACUCACAACUGUGGAAGCUUAGUCCCGGGUCAGAGGGGCGAGGAUAGGUCUCCUUGGGCUCAGUGUCUCCUAGAAACUGGGCUCAAGCCGAAUCUUUCUUUGCCAGGGCAGUGAGACACUGGGCAGCAAGAAUACUCCAUGGGAAGUAGAGUUAAUCACCCGUCUAUCACUUUGCAGUAAUCUGAAGUGUUUCUGGAUUGGGUUUACAACAGUAGUUUCUCUGUGCUGCUCCCCACCCCCACCUCCCUUGUCGAACUGGGUGGGGUUACUUUGCUGAGCUCUGGGCUUCUGCUAAUGCAAUAUUCAUAGUCCUGACACCUGAGCCCUCUGCCUUCGGGAUGGGGACUGCUCCAAGAUCUAGUCCCAGGAGGUGAAAGGACUGCUGUGCUGUUCUGCCUCAGGGAUCUGACCUCUCACUUCUGGGCUUUUAGCACCCCUGUCAUGGGGGAGGGGUCUCUCUGGGAGUGUGUGGAGGCUGGCACUUGAAGGAAGAGGCUGAGCAGGGAGAGUCCUUGGGAGUGGUAGAUGGGCGGGGCCUCUGGUUCCGGGCUGGAGUGGGAGAGGUUGUUCACUGAAGGAUGGGUCUCUGGAGAUCUCACAGCUGCCGCCUUUGGUCUCUUGUGGCUCAGACUAGGAGACGGGACUUCUGGGGUUUCCAGGUUGUCUGAAGGGCCCGCUCGCCCAGCCAGUACUGGGGUGGCUGGGGCCAGUAGCUCCUUAGGCCCCUCUGGCUCAGCAUCAGCAGGGGAGCUGAGCAGCAGUGAGCCUAGCACCCCGGCUCAGACUCCACUGGCAGCACCCAUCAUCCCCACGCCAGCCCUCACCUCUCCUGGAGCAGCACCCCCACUUCCUUCCCCCUCCAAGGAGGAGGAGGGACUGAGGGCCCAGGUACGAGACCUGGAGGAGAAACUGGAGACACUGCGGCUAAAACGGGCAGAAGACAAGGCAAAACUGAAAGAGCUGGAGAAACACAAGAUCCAGCUGGAGCAGGUGCAGGAAUGGAAGAGCAAAAUGCAGGAGCAGCAGGCGGAUCUGCAGCGGCGCCUCAAGGAGGCGCGGAAGGAAGCCAAGGAGGCAAUGGAGGCCAAGGAGCGCUACAUGGAGGAGAUGGCGGAUACUGCUGAUGCCAUCGAGAUGGCCACUCUGGACAAAGAGAUGGCCGAGGAGCGGGCCGAGUCUCUGCAGCAGGAGGUGGAGGCACUGAAGGAGCGAGUGGAUGAGCUUACCACAGACUUGGAGAUCCUCAAGGCUGAGAUCGAAGAGAAGGGCUCAGAUGGAGCUGCAUCCAGUUACCAGCUCAAGCAGCUUGAAGAGCAGAACGCCCGCCUAAAGGAUGCCCUGGUGAGGAUGCGGGAUCUCUCUUCCUCAGAGAAGCAGGAACACGUGAAGCUCCAGAAGCUUAUGGAAAAGAAGAACCAAGAGCUGGAAGUUGUGAGGCAGCAGCGAGAGCGCCUGCAGGAGGAGCUGACCCAGGCGGAGAGCACCAUUGAUGAGCUCAAGGAGCAGGUGGAUGCUGCUCUGGGUGCUGAGGAAAUGGUGGAGAUGCUGACUGACCGGAAUCUGAAUCUGGAAGAGAAAGUGCGAGAGUUGAGGGAGACUGUAGGGGACUUGGAAGCAAUGAACGAGAUGAAUGACGAGCUACAGGAGAAUGCACGUGAGACAGAGCUGGAGCUGCGGGAGCAGCUGGAUAUGGCGGGUGCCCGAGUGCGUGAGGCCCAGAAACGUGUGGAGGCAGCCCAGGAGACAGUUGCGGACUACCAGCAAACCAUCAAGAAGUACCGCCAGCUAACCGCCCACUUACAGGAUGUGAAUCGGGAACUGACGAACCAGCAGGAAGCAUCUGUGGAAAGACAGCAGCAGCCACCUCCAGAGACUUUUGACUUCAAAAUCAAGUUUGCUGAGACUAAGGCCCAUGCUAAGGCAAUUGAGAUGGAGUUGAGACAGAUGGAGGUGGCCCAGGCCAACCGGCACAUGACCCUGCUGACAGCCUUCAUGCCUGACAGCUUCCUCCGGCCAGGUGGGGACCACGACUGUGUCCUGGUGUUGCUGCUUAUGCCUCGACUCAUUUGCAAGGCAGAGCUGAUUCGGAAGCAGGCCCAAGAGAAGUUUGAACUAAGUGAGAACUGUUCAGAGCGGCCUGGACUUCGAGGAGCUGCGGGGGAGCAGCUCAGCUUUGCUGCUGGACUGGUAUACUCACUGAGCCUGCUGCAGGCCACAUUGCACCGCUAUGAGCAUGCCCUUUCUCAGUGCAGUGUGGAUGUGUAUAAGAAGGUGGGCAGCCUCUACCCCGAGAUGAGUGCCCAUGAGCGCUCCUUAGAUUUCCUCAUUGAGCUGCUGCACAAGGAUCAGCUGGAUGAGACUGUCAAUGUGGAGCCUCUCACCAAGGCCAUCAAAUACUAUCAGCAUUUGUAUAGCAUCCACCUUGCUGAACAGCCUGAGGACUCUACCAUGCAGCUGGCUGACCACAUUAAGUUCACCCAGAGCGCCCUGGACUGCAUGAGUGUGGAGGUGGGGCGCCUGCGUGCCUUCUUGCAGGGUGGCCAGGAGGCUACAGAUCUUGCCCUUUUGCUUCGGGACCUGGAAACAUCAUGCAGUGACAUCCGCCAGUUCUGCAAGAAGAUCCGAAGGCGAAUGCCAGGGACAGAUGCUCCUGGAAUCCCAGCUGCACUGGCCUUUGGAUCCCAGGUGUCGGACACACUCCUGGACUGCAGGAAACACUUGACAUGGGUGGUGGCUGUGCUGCAGGAAGUGGCAGCCGCGGCUGCUCAGCUCAUUGCCCCCCUGGCAGAGAAUGAGGGGCUACCUGUGGCUGCACUGGAGGAGCUGGCUUUCAAAGCAAACGAACAGAUCUAUGGGAGCCCUUCCAGCAGUCCCUAUGAGUGUCUGCGCCAGUCUUGCAACAUCCUCAUCAGCACCAUGAACAAGCUGGCCACCGCCAUGCAGGAAGGGGAGUAUGAUGCCGAACGGCCCCCCAGCAAGCCUCCCCCAGUUGAGCUGCGGGCUGCAGCCCUUCGUGCAGAGAUCACAGAUGCUGAAGGCUUGGGUUUGAAGCUUGAAGAUCGAGAGACAGUUAUCAAAGAGUUGAAGAAGUCACUCAAGAUUAAGGGAGAGGAGCUGAGUGAGGCGAAUGUGCGGCUCAGCCUCCUGGAGAAGAAGCUGGACAGUGCUGCCAAAGAUGCGGACGAGCGCAUUGAGAAAGUCCAGACUCGGCUGGAGGAGACCCAGACACUGCUGCGGAAGAAGGAGAAAGAGUUUGAGGAGACAAUGGAUGCACUCCAGGCUGACAUCGACCAGCUAGAGGCAGAGAAGGCAGAGCUAAAGCAGCGGCUGAACAACCAGUCCAAGCGUACGAUUGAGGGGCUCCGGGGGCCCCCUCCCUCAGGCAUUGCUACACUGGUGUCGGGCAUUGCUGGCGAGGAGCAGCAGCGAGGCGGCGCUCCUGGGCAGGCUCCAGGGUCCUUGCCAGGCCCGGGGCUGGUGAAGGACUCACCCCUGCUGCUUCAGCAGAUCUCUGCCAUGAGGCUGCACAUCUCUCAGCUCCAGCAUGAGAACAGCAUUCUCAAGGGAGCCCAGAUGAAGGCAUCUUUGGCAGCCCUGCCCCCUCUGCAUGUUGCAAAGCUUUCCCUCCCGCCCCAUGAGGGCCCUGCUCCUGAGCUAGCAGCUGGAGUGCUAUAUCGUAAGACCAGUCAGCUGCUGGAGACGUUAAAUCAGCUGAGCACGCACACUCAUGUAGUAGAUAUCACUCGUGCCAGUCCUGCUGCCAAGAGCCCGUCGGCCCAGCUUAUGGAGCAAGUGGCUCAGCUGAAGUCCCUGAGUGACACCGUUGAGAAGCUCAAGGAUGAGGUCCUCAAAGAGACAGUGUCACAACGCCCUGGAGCCACAGUCCCCACUGACUUCGCCACUUUCCCUUCAUCAGCCUUCCUCAGGGCCAAGGAAGAGCAGCAAGAUGACACAGUCUACAUGGGCAAAGUGACCUUCGCGUGUGCAGCUGGCCUUGGACAGCGACACCGGCUGGUGCUGACCCAGGAGCAGCUGUACCAGCUUCACAGUCGCCUCAUCUCCUAAGCACUCCUUCUGCCACUGUCCCCUUCACCCCUCAGCCUUCGUGGUGCCAUUUGGCCCAAUGCACAGCCACCUCAGCCAGCCCUCGGUAGAACCAUGUGGGCUAAAAUCUCCCUGCCCUGUUCAGCUUUGCUCCCGUCUUGUCAGAGUCCCACUCCGGCCCCUUAACCUGCGUUCCCCCAUGCCUAUCCCCAGGUGUUGUCCACAAUUUGCUGUCAGCUGCUCCCUCUUUCCUGAGGGGCCUCAGGGCAUGUGGGGGGUAGGCUGAGACCCCCACCACCAAAGGUCAAGUGAGGUCCCCCUGAUUGAGGACUUCACCCCUUGAUUAAAGCAACUUAUGCUUCAGU